AUGGACACGUCGCGAUGGGCCAAGAUGUCGCCGUGGCGUCGCACGGCGAUGGAUCCCCUCACGUCGCCUUUGCUCGGGUCGUCGCCCGGGCGACGUGAAGACGUGCGUCGCGAGGAGGCUCUGCGACACGAGGAUCACUACGUGCAUGACAGCCUGGCGUUCUCAAGCAAGGCGGCUUCCUGUAUGGGGAGCCUGGCGUUCUCCAUCAAGCAAGGCGGCUUCCUGUACGGGGAACACUACGGGCAUGACAGCCUGGCGUUUUCCAUCAAGCGAGGCGGCUUCCUGAACAGGGAGCACUACGUGCACGACAGCCUGGCAUUCUCCAUCAAGAGAGGCGGCUUCCUGUAUGGGGAGGUCCUUGAGGACUCAGACCAGGGGGGUUCUUGUUUGAUGAUUUGCUCUAUAACGAGUAUUUUCCUACACCUAUCCCGCCCUUCACUCUCCCAGCACUACGUGCAUGACAGCCUGGCCUUCUCCAUCAAGCGGGGCGGCUUCCUGUUCGGGGAGGUGCGGGAGGAUGGGCACGUGCUGGUGGAUUUCAUCUACGAGCCGCCGCAGCACGGCACAGAGCACACGCUGCAGAUCUUUUCAAAUGAAGGUGGGAUUCGGCACAUACGCACGUCUAAGGGAAGGGAGGAUGGGCACGUGCUGGGCAAUUUCAGAUUCGAGCCGCCACAGCACGGCACAGAGCACACCCUGCAGAUCUUCCAAAACGAAGGUGGGAGCAGGCUCACUCUCACAUAG
Molecule: messenger RNA, 744 nt
Organism: Closterium sp. NIES-65
Lineage: Eukaryota; Viridiplantae; Streptophyta; Zygnematophyceae; Desmidiales; Closteriaceae
Source: the annotation of a GenBank genome assembly